AUGGGAGUUACUGUUAGUCGAGAGAUCGGUCAAUGGCUUCCAAUUAUCUCUCGAGUCACGAUGCGAGCUCUCUAUGGGGAAAGUGAUUCUGAUUCUGAUUCCAGAUGGAAUUGGAACGUGGUACAGAAUAAUGGGAUCUCGGCAGCACAGCAGGUGCCUCAUGUACACUUUCAUGUCAUUCCGAGACCGGCAGCGAAUGCGGAGCCCGGUGCAGCGAAGAUGAGUUUUGUUAUGUUUGGAAGAGGGCAGAGGGAUGAGUUGGAUGACGAAGAGGGAGCGAAGCUAGCGGGUCUGCUGCGCCAGGAGCUGGCGAGGGAAGUGCAGCAGGUUAAACAGCAGGAUGGAGUGGAUCUGGAAGUAGACGAGAAGACGAUGCUGGGGAAACUUUGA
This is a messenger RNA of Aspergillus tanneri, 390 nucleotides long. RefSeq lists its product as uncharacterized. Gene Ontology annotation, molecular function: catalytic activity. Gene Ontology annotation, biological process: nucleotide metabolic process. NCBI's taxonomy places the organism in Eukaryota, Fungi, Ascomycota, Eurotiomycetes, Eurotiales, Aspergillaceae. The coding region runs from base 1 to 390 and encodes 129 amino acids. The record is from RefSeq and is a predicted model, not a curated record. The transcript is spliced from 3 exons.